Neoarius graeffei (lesser salmon catfish) is the source of this 1113-nucleotide messenger RNA. RefSeq names its product interferon-induced protein 44-like. Lineage: Eukaryota; Metazoa; Chordata; Actinopteri; Siluriformes; Ariidae. The coding region runs from base 1 to 789 and encodes 262 amino acids. The record is from RefSeq and is a predicted model, not a curated record. The transcript is spliced from 7 exons.
AUGCCUUGGGGGAGAAAAGCUACUCUGGAAGACAAUCUGAGGAGCUUUACUCUCAGCACUACUCAUGUUAGGUUUGUCAGGAUUCUGCUUGUUGGUGAAGUUGGAGCAGGAAAGUCCAGCUUUAUAAAUUCGAUCAAUAAUGCUUUCCAAGAGCGAAUCACCUCUGGGGCUCUUGCUGGAGUUGCUUCAACCAGUGUUACCAAAGUAUACAAAACCCAUUAUAUCAAAGGGAAGGACGGCUUAAAUUUACCUUUUGUCUUCAAUGAUAUCAUGGGACUUGAACGUGGAGACAGCAGUGGUGUACACAUACAGGACCUUCUCAAAGCCAUAAAUGGGCUUGUCAAGGAAGGAUACAAAUUUAAUCCUGUUAUGCCUGUGUCUGGGAAUGACUGCAAAAGCAAUCCCAGCACUGGUGAUCAAGCCUUCUGUGUGGUCAACAUUCUACCAGCAGACAAAGUGUCACUCAUGGACAAAGAAAUUGUUCAAAAGUUGAAAAUGAUCCGUGAGGAGGCUUCAAAUCAUAAUUUGCCUCAAGUAGUCAUCAUGACAAAAGUGGAUGAAGCCUGCCCACUGGUUAAAGAAAACCUAAGAAAGGUCUACACCAGCAAGAAGAUCAAAGAAAAGAUGCAAAAUUGUAGUAAUCUACUGGGUAUUCCAAUGAACCACAUCUUCCCUGUCAAGAACUACCAUGAGGAGGUGGACACACAUGAUGACAUGGAUGUUCUGAUCCUUAAAGCGCUUGAACAGAUUGUGAAUCUUGCCAAUGAUGCUCUGGAAAGCCAAAAUUGAUUGAUUUUACAUCUCUAAAAGGAGAAUGUUGUUGCAACUUCCAAGUCUGGGAACACAGCCUUAAAGAGUUCGCUCAUGCCCUCAUUCGAGCUGUACAAGUGGUGUCCCGUAAUUGUUUUUAAAAUCCAGAGCACCUCUGCCCGAAGUGUCGGGGUUCCACCGACACCCAUCAUGCCCUUGUGUUGUUGCUAGCCUUGCUGAUGAUGUCUGGCUUGGCUGAUGCUGCUGACGUUCGACAGUGGUGCUAGUGCCAACUCCAGGUGCAUUCGGAGAUUGAACCGUGCAGAACUGAGCGAUGGGCUGGUGGCAGUGGAGGAAGGGCUC